Messenger RNA from Meloidogyne enterolobii, 150 nucleotides. NCBI's taxonomy places the organism in Eukaryota, Metazoa, Nematoda, Chromadorea, Rhabditida, Meloidogynidae. The record is from the annotation of a GenBank genome assembly.
AUGUUGAUAUUUGACACAAGUUUUGAACAUGAAAUAAUUUUUGAGGGGGCUCCAGCAAAUGCUAUACGUAUAGCACUUAUUUUUGAGCUUUGGCACCCAGAAGUUCCGCAUGCAUUGAGGGGGAAAAUUGAUGAUGUGGAGGAUAACUGA